Messenger RNA from Scophthalmus maximus (turbot), 3246 nucleotides. RefSeq names its product trypsin. The transcript is spliced from 5 exons. The record is from RefSeq and is a predicted model, not a curated record. Gene Ontology annotation, biological process: proteolysis. Lineage: Eukaryota; Metazoa; Chordata; Actinopteri; Pleuronectiformes; Scophthalmidae. Bases 2125 to 2853 code for a protein of 242 amino acids. Gene Ontology annotation, molecular function: serine-type endopeptidase activity.
AAAUGAUAGGAUAUACUCACCAGACAUGUUUUUGCUGUAUCCAAUGAUGGUACAGAAGGCAGGACAAAGGCUGGUAUGAUAUCUGAGUAUGAUAUCCUCGUGAGACCUAACAAGGCAUAACAGCAUUUAUUCUUUACAUGAACAAGGCAACGUUCUUUUCUUAGAAAACUGUAUUUAAUUGAAGUGAGAAUAAGAAAGACUGGCCACAUCAUGUACUCAUACUGUAUGUCCUUACAUCUCUUUUUCUUCUGCUUUCCCAUCAAUCUUAGACUUGACAUUUUUUUAAGAUAAGAAGCACGGAAUCAUCGCUUCAUCCUGGUCUGUAAAUGCUGUUGAGUCUUAUCCAGCAGAGAUGAACGGUGUCCUCCCUCACCUCUUCCAGCCUUUUCCUUCUCCCCGGGUGUCACUCUCAUUUAGCAGGUUUUCCCAGCAGGGUUUUUUUUUCUCCACACACACCGGGGUAUUCGGUUUGUAGCUCAUAGCCGCCAUACAGUCUACACUCCCUAAGGUGUGAUUCAAACAGUGUGGGUGAAAGGCGAUAGCGUGCUCCCCACUCGCUCAGGUGCAAAAGCUGAUGUGACACACAUGAUGCCUUUGUAUGUGUGUGUGUGUGUGUGUGUGUGUGAGAGAGAGAGAGAGAGAGAGUGAAUGGGAGACUGAGGCACACUACAUGUGCCGUAUAUCCAUAUCAUUUGUGAAUCUGAGAGCAGCAUGUGCCACUGUAAUUCAGACAGAACACAAAGACUUGUUUUUCCCCACACAGACUUUUGUGUUGAUAUGACGAGACUGAACAUGUCCCUGCAGUAUAUCAUCCACUGAUUUAACUCCCACACAUCCCACACAGUGUGACACGUGAGCCAACAUACACAACAGCAGGACCCUCCAACUGACAACUGGCUUUCAUUCCUGUUAUUCUCCACAUCUGUGCUUUUCGCACUGUGACACAUAGAAAUGUCUGCUGAUGUGAAAAAGGCACUAUUGUGACACAGUUUUCAUUGUCCAAGUCACAUUUGAUUAUUGUUGCAUGUUAAUAAAAUAUGCAGACUAUGCAAUAUCUUGCUGGCAAUAAAAUGCAGUUUAAACAGGGCAAUUUUAAAAGGUCAGUUUACUCAUAUAAAAAACCCCAUUGUUUUUCACUUUUUUUUCCUUUUUUGGCAAAGACUAAUUUCAUGGUUAAAUGUUUGCACAUUUCCACAUUAUAUGCAGGGGGCAUCUUUGCUUUGUGCAUAUUUAUGAAAUAGAGGAGAUAACCUGACGCUUGAAGGUGAGUGUCUGGGAGGAUCGUGUUAGUGUUGGUCCAGGAAACACCUGACCACGGGAGGCCACACAAAGCCGUCUCUCCCAUUCCACUGGGUGAAGCAUCAAUUAUUCAGCUUGCUCUAAAUGUGGGACAAGAGGAGGUCAGGCCAGAUUCUCCUCCCAUGCCGAGGGCGAUGUUGACAUGCCCGAGGGCUGUUGAUGAGGAUGAUCAUGAUGAUGAUGAGUUACUUCCAUUGCUGAUGUGGAUUUGAUGAUGACUGAUGAUUCGCGCUCGCACAGAGGAGCACAGAACACAGGGGCUCUGUGUUGCCUCGACUCAACACAGAGCUAUUCUCGCACGCACACAGUAGGCCUCUGAAACAUUUCAGCGCAGAUAAGCCCGGAUGAUGACACAGACAGAGUGUGCUGAUACAGUAUAGAUGAACCCGCCCGGCGCAGUAUCCCUGUGUUACCAUGGCAACAAUGCAAAGCCCUUUCGACAAGUCUUGAGGGUCAGGAGAAAGAGUUGCGAUAGUGCCGGGAUGGGAGCGCGAGUGCUGAGCGGUUCGUGAAAGUGAACUUUGUUGCUCUCACAUUUCUCUCCUUUUCAAUCAAUGCCACGGUAUUCGACGCUGGUGAAUGAUGAAAUUAAGAACUCUCUCAUCCCCUGAAAGAAACGGAGUCUUUCUGUUUUCAGGAAGCAGUGGAUGCUCAGACUGGAGCAGAGGACACUGGUCGCCUGGCUGCAGUGAUUUAGCUGCUGGUAUGGUGCGCUGCAUCCCGACACCUCUACAACUAUGAUAAACCUGCUCAUGUGUUUGAGUGUUGUGCUGCUGGACCUCAUGACAGUCCACAUGUUUGUUUUUGCACGCAGGCCAUGGGCUCAUGCAGGGCCGCAUCGUAGGUGGUUACACCGCUGCUCCAAACUCCAUCAAAUACAUGGUGUCACUGCAGAGCACCAGGGGCCAGCACUUCUGCGGCGGGUCGUUGGUUCACAGGUACUGGGUGCUGACUGCAGCGCACUGUAACAUUGGGGCCGAGCACAUGAUGAUCGUGGCGGGUGACUACAUAAUAAAUUCCUACGAGGGGAAUGAGCAGUAUGCUAAACCCCACAGACUGGUCACCCAUCCCCUCUACAACAGGAGCACCAUCAACGCGGACAUCAUGCUCAUUAAGUUGCGGGCCCCUGUGGUGCUGAACAAGUACGUGUCGCUGGUGCCUCUUCCCAGGCAGGGGACUGCUGAAAAUGAAGGCCGGCUGUGUCGGGUGGCUGGGUGGGGCUUCAAUAGUCUGGCUGAAGGCCAGGCCCGCUUUACCCUGAGGACGGUCACAGUGCCCAUUAUAUCAACUGCAAGAUGUAACAGCAGUGACUCCUUUAAUGGAAAUAUCACAGCAAACAUGAUCUGUGCUGGCUACAGGACUGGAGGAAAAGAUGCAUGCAAGGGCGACUCUGGUGGCCCACUGGUGUGCGGGGGGCGUGCUUACGGUGUGGUCUCCUGGGGCAACGGCUGCGGAGAUGCUAAGUUUCCAGGGGUCUAUGUGGCGGUGUCCAAAUUCCGUCGGUGGAUAGACGAAACCAUCUAUGGAUCCUACUUUCGCUGCACCAAAUACUGAAAAAAAGCUAAGAUGACUGAAGUAGCCAUUCAAGCUCAAAAAUGUUGGCAUGGAACGAAGCUGUUUCUGUGAAAAAAUGUGCAGAGCUUCUCACCCACUGGGAUAUAGAUACUUAUUGUUGUCGCAUUUGUUUUUAGUCAGUACUGCUCUGAUUUUUCUGAUGAAGUUUUGAACAUUGGCGAUCCCUCUCGUGUUUUCAGAUUAUCUAACUGUAAACAGUGGUCUCUGCCAGGAUCCACUACACAGGGCACUUUAUACACCUACUGCACUUGUAGUUCCAGUCAUGUGAAGUUCAUAACUUGCACCACCAUUUUAUAAUAAAUAAUAAAUAUUCAAAUCAAGAGAAUGUGAAAUGAGCCGUGUGACGAUUAAAGGGUGAAUGUCUUGAUUAAA